This is a messenger RNA of Tinamus guttatus (white-throated tinamou), 3087 nucleotides long. The record is from RefSeq and is a predicted model, not a curated record. NCBI's taxonomy places the organism in Eukaryota, Metazoa, Chordata, Aves, Tinamiformes, Tinamidae.
AUGUGGAACAAACAUUCUUUAUUUUGCUUUUUAAUUCUGGCUGUGACCACAAACCAGAUAGUAUAUGGGCAAAGAAAUAAAGGAAAGAAUGUUUAUUCUCAUGUGCAAAAAUAUGAAGGUGAUAUUUGUCUCAUUGAUAUAGUCUUUAUCUUGGACAGUUCAGAAAGUGCCAGAAAUCAGUUGUUUGAUUUACAGAAAGAGUUUGUUCAAAAUUUAGCUGACAAAAUUUUCCAGAUGAAGCCAGUAAAAUCUCAGCAAUACAAUGUCAGACUAGCAGGUAUGCAGUUCAGCAGCACAGUCAACAUUGAUCAUCCAUUUACUGCUUGGAAGAAUGUGCAGAAGUUUAAAGAGAAAAUCAGUUCUCUGGGCUUCAUUGGCCAUGGCACCUACUCCUAUUAUGCAAUUUCCAAUGCCACUCAACUCUUUAAAACUGAAAGUCAUAAGAAAAGUGUAAAAGUGGCUUUUUUAAUGACUGAUGGUGUGGAUCAUCCAAACAGUCCUAACAUUCAGGGUAUAGCCACAACAGCCAGGAGUCUUGGAAUACAUUUUUUCGCCAUUGGCCUUUCUAAGAAAAAUGUCCAAGAAGGAAAAUUGCGUUUGAUAUCUGGUGAUUCAGCUUCUAAAUAUGUCUUAUGCCUGGAUGAUGAGAACCUGAUAGCUGAUACAGCUCUGGAACUGGAAACCUUACUUCAGAAGCAGUGUAUGCGGAAGAUCUGUGAGUGUGAAAAGGGAGUAAAAGGAGACAAAGGUGAUUCUGGCAGUAUUGGUGGCAGAGGGGAGAAAGGUGAGCCAGGACCAAAAGGAAACAAGGGUGAUGCUGAAAAAGGAGAUCAUGGAGAAAAAGGUGAAGAGGGACCUCCUGGUUAUAAGGGAGAAAAGGGUGAAAGAGGAGAAGGUUUGGAAGGUGCUUUUGGGCCUAGCGGACCUCGGGGACCUCAGGGAGUCAGUGGACCUCCAGGUGAGCCAGGCCCAAAAGGCAUUCAAGGAAGCAAGGGUGAACAGGGUCCUAUAGGUCCCUACGGUCCCCCCGGACUCCCUGGGGUUGGAGAUCCAGGACCCAAGGGGGCUCAAGGCCAAGAAGGAAAAAUUGGACUCCCAGGACCCCCUGGAAUUGGUGAGCCAGGAUUACCAGGACUACCUGGCCCUGAUGGUCUGCCAGGUGAGAGAGGGCUACCAGGAGAAGGCAUUCAAGGCCAGAAGGGUGAAAAAGGGUCCGCAGGUGCUGAUGGGCCACCUGGGAUGCCAGGGCAACCAAUCAAAGGCGAUAAGGGUGAACAAGGGCAAGUGGGACCACAGGGCCCAGCAGGACCUCCAGGAAUAGGCCAUCCAGGAAGCCAGGGUAUACAGGGUCCACAAGGAAACCCUGGGGUAAAAGGAUCUAAAGGUUUUGGUCUGCCAGGUCCAAAGGGUCAACCAGGUGAACCUGGACAAAAAGGAGAACCAGGACUUCCGGGAAUUGGAGUACCAGGAUUUAAGGGAAAUAUAGGUCCAUCAGGACCCCCAGGAGAGAAAGGAGUGAAGGGAGAACUUGGGAAGGUGGGGAAAAAGGGAGAAAAGGGAGAUCAAGGUCUGAGAGGCCCAGAAGGACUCCCUGGCAAAGGAGAUGUAGGCCAAAAGGGUGACCCAGGAGAAAAAGGAUCCCAAGGACCAAUUGGUUAUAAAGGAAUACAAGGCCCAGCAGGACCAAAAGGCGAACCUGGAGAUAGGGGGCCGCCUGGUGUCACCGGAUCAUCUAUUCGGGGGCCUGCGGGACCAAAGGGGGACCCGGGACCCAGGGGACCACCAGGAGAUGAUGGACUUCCUGGAAAAUCAAUAAUGGGACCAAUGGGUAACCAGGGGUUACCUGGACCACCUGGAGCACGUGGAGAAAAAGGAGAUGGCCAUAAAGGUGAAGUUGGACCUCCAGGACUAGUGGGGCCUCCAGGACCACCAGGCCCAAGAGGUGUGGGAGAUCCUGGACCAAAGGGAGAUCGUGGCAUGAAAGGUUAUCCGGGACUCCCAGGACCUAGGGGAAGUGGAAUGAUUGGUCCCAAGGGUAUUAUGGGACAGAAAGGCUUGCCAGGUCCACCAGGACCCCCAGGGCACAGCAUACAAGGAGACAAGGGAGAAAAAGGAAAUCAAGGUUUUCUUGGACCAAAGGGUUCAAUAGGAAUCGGUCUUCCUGGACCAAAGGGAGACUAUGGAGAUAAAGGUGAUCCAGGGAUCAAAGGUGCCAAAGGAGAGAUUGGAGACCCAGGACCUCCAGGACCAAAAGGAAUUUGGGGAAGAAAAGGUGAACCUGGUCUUUCAAGAGAAGAAGUAAUCAGACUUAUCAAUGAAAUAUGUGGUUGUGGUAUCAGAUGUAGCAUAACACCACUGGAACUAAUAUUUGUCAUUGACAGUUCAGAAAGUGUUGGUCCAGAUAACUUCAACAUUAUCAAAACUUUUAUGAACACAGUCGUUGACAAAGUAGUGGCCAACCAUGUCGCAACACGUAUUGGCAUCAUCAACUUCAGCCAUAAAGUAGAGCUGGUUUCUUCUCUUAAGCAAUACACAAACAAAGAAAACCUAAAAUCUGCUGUGGAUAAAAUGCCCUACCUAGGAGAAGGCACCUACACAGCUUCUGCUAUUCAAGAAGCCAUUAGGUUAUUUGAGACAGCACGUCCGGGAGUAAGAAAAGUGGCUGUUGUAAUAACAGACGGACAAGCAGACACUCGGGACAAAGUACAACUGGAUACUGUAGUAAGGGAGGCCCAUGCCACAAACAUUGAGAUAUUUGUCAUUGGGAUUGCUCAGAGCACUGAGCCUCAUUACAGUGAUUUUCUGAAAGAAAUGCAGCUCAUUGCCAGUGACCCCGAUGCAGAACACUUACACCCUAUAGAUGACUUCAUGACACUUCCAGAACUUGAAAAUCAACUUGUCACAAGAAUCUGUAAGAAUGAAUCUGAACACUACACCAGAAAAGUUGAUGUUUUGUCUCAACCUUCAAAUCCUGGAAGUGAAGUUACUGAUGGUCAAUUACCUACAAUUGCUAUUUCAGAGACUAAUGUGCCCCGUAUAGAAGGAAACACUUACCCAGUAAGCAAAGUAGUCAUCAAGUGUUUUUAG